Molecule: messenger RNA, 1015 nt
Organism: Myxocyprinus asiaticus (Chinese sucker)
Lineage: Eukaryota; Metazoa; Chordata; Actinopteri; Cypriniformes; Catostomidae
Exons: 3
Coding region: 1-642 (213 amino acids)
Source: RefSeq, a predicted model, not a curated record
AUGAUCAUAGACGUAAACAAAGCAAAAAGUGAACGGUUGCCGGUCAACUCAGUUAAAGACAACAGAGUCAAACUGGCAGGCCAGGAAAAAGAGGUCCAGCAUGGGGACUUGCCCCAGGAGAUUCACGUGAAUGGUGACACUGGUGAGAAUCACUUGGACUCCCCCACCAAUAACAAAAUGGUACGGGCUGAGCUGGAAUGGGUGGUACCCAUGUGUGUCCCCCUACCCAUUGAAGUUCUCAACCCUGACCAGGCUUUUCCCUUCCUGAAUGCCACACUCGCUGACCUGGGCAUCGAAGAAUCGGCAGUAAAGGAGCGUGUAGUUUGGGUGGACACCAAGCGCACGCAGGUGAAGGGGAAGUCUGGGAAGCUGAAGGAGAAAGAGGUGACAGUUCUGGAGGUGCGUGUGAAAGCGCAGCACCCUGGAGAGCGUCAGAGUCAGGAGGUGCUCUACAGCACAGAGUCCCACACUGAUCGCUCCUUCUGCAGAAGCGGGGUGGACAUCCUGCCGUGGAGACACACACAGCCAGCUGAAAAUGAACUCCAGCCUGUGGAAAUGAUUCUGGCUUUAGACACAGUGUCAGAGUCCACGUCCAAAUGGCAGAAGACAGAACAGAAACAAGACUUUCCAAACGAGGAGUGACUGGAGAAAUCUGACAGCUAAGCUAAUGCAAUCUAAUGCCUCACAUGACACAGCGAUAUAUUGCAAUUUUAGAUUUUGGAUGUUUUAAACUGGUGCUUUAUAUAAAGUAUAGCAACUACUGGAGCAUUUCUGAAAUACUCAUGCCGUGCUGUGAUAUAAGGAUUUUGAUUUAUACUUCUUGCUUUGUGUGGCAUAUAUCUGAAGAUACAUAUCUCUCGCCCUAUUUUUGUAUUUUAGAAUAAUCUUGUCAUUUAAUCAGGGACAACUUUAACUACACAUACUGUAAUAUUAUCUAUAAAAUUUUAGAUUAAUCUAUAUUAUCUAUAUUUUGCUGACAUUAAGUGGAGACUGGGUUGUAAAAGUUGUAUAAACA